Corvus hawaiiensis (hawaiian crow) is the source of this 1749-nucleotide messenger RNA. It is a transcript of the gene BIN2, whose product is annotated as bridging integrator 2. Gene Ontology annotation, molecular function: protein binding; phospholipid binding. Lineage: Eukaryota; Metazoa; Chordata; Aves; Passeriformes; Corvidae. The record is from RefSeq and is a predicted model, not a curated record. Gene Ontology annotation, biological process: plasma membrane tubulation; phagocytosis, engulfment; podosome assembly. Gene Ontology annotation, cellular component: podosome; plasma membrane; cytoplasm.
CGGCAGCUCCGGGGCCGCGGGCGGGGCCGGGCCGGGGCCAUGGCCGAGGGCAGGAGCGGCAGCGCCGGGCUCUUCGCCAGGCAGGUCCAGAAGCGCUUCAGCCGCGCCCAGGAGAAGGUUUUGCAAAAAUUGGGCAAAACGGUGGAAACCAAAGACGAGCAGUUCGAGCAGAGCGCCUACAACUUCCACCUGCAGCAGAACGAGGGGCACAAACUCUACAAGGACCUCAAGGGGUUCGUGGGAGCCGUGAGAGUGAUGCACGAGAGCUCCCGCAAGGUGGCCGAGACGCUGCAGGAGAUUUACAGCCCUGAGUACGGGCACGAGGAGCUCCGAGCCAUCGCCGACAGCAAUGACCUCCUGUGGGACGACUACGAGGCGAAGUUGGCCGACCAAGCCCUGCGGCUCAUGGAGAAUUACCUGGCUCAGUUCGGGGACUUCAAGGAGCGCAUCGCCAAGCGGGGUCGAAAGCUCGUGGACUACGACAGUGCCCGGCACCACCUGGAGGCUCUGCAGAGCGCCAAGAAAAAGGAUGAGGCCAAAAUCGCCAAGGCUGAGGAGGAGUUCAACAAAGCCCAGGCGGUGUUUGAGGACCUGAACAGGGACCUGCGGGAGGAGCUGCCGGUCCUGUACGGCAGCCGCAUCGCCUGCUACGUCACCAUUUUCCAGAACAUCUCCAACCUCCGUGACGUCUUCUACAAGGAGAUGAGCAAGCUCAACCGAGACCUGUACGAGGUGAUGAGCAAACUGGAGAAGCAGCACUCGAGCAAGGUCUUCAUCAUCAAAGGUGUCCCCAGCAACCGCCGCUCGCUGGUCAUCUCCUCGCCCGUGAGCCCCCCGGCCAUGUUCCCCUGCCCGGACAAGGCGCCCGUGGUGGACGCGGAGGUGACACUGGGGUCCCCCGGCGAGGACAGCGCUGCCACCGAUGCCACCUCCAACGGGGACCUGGGGGCUGUUUCCCCCGGGCCCCCCCCGGCUUCGCCCGCCAGCGGGGGGUCUCUGGACACGGCGUCGGUGUCCAGCGAGGAGACGGAGGAGCCCGGCCCCGGCCACGACAAGGCGUCCCCGGAGCAGGAGACAUCGGUGACGGUGUCGGUGUCCAGCGAGGAGACUCCGGAGACCAUCUCCGACCCCCGCUCUCUGUCCCCUGGUCGGGAGGCAUCGGCGACAGCCGCGGAGCCGGGGGCCGACCCCUCCAGCGGGGGUCCGGAGCCGGGGGGCGACAGCGGGGCGCGGGGGGGGCCCGAGGGCAUCGCCACCUCCCUGGCGUCACUGAUUUUAUCCGAGGCCAUUGCCCAAGCCACCGGCACCGCGUCCCCAGAGCCGGGAAAAGCCACGGGCACGGCAGGGGACAGCACGGCCACCAGCGCCGAGGGUCAGGCACGUCCCGCGGUGCCACCGUCCCCCACCGCUGCUGUCCCCGGCGAUGUCCUCGGGCCCGCGGCGGCGGCACCGGCGCGUCCCCGGGAGCCGUGCCAGCUCGGCGGUGACACGGCACAGCGCGGUGACACCGGGGACAGCGCGGAGGUGACGGAUAUCGAGCCAAAGGGCUGUUCCGGGACACCGGAGCAGGACACGAGCCAGGACACGAGCCGGGAUCCCUCAGGUGCUGCAGACCUCCCCCAGGACCCCCCCGAGUUCCUCAGCGCCCUGUGAUCCCACGGGAAAUGCGGCGUCUUCCCCAAAUUCAUUCCCAGGAUGCAUUUCCCAGCCCCCGUCCCGUCCGAAAUAAAGGUGGAAAAGGUGGCAAAA